Molecule: messenger RNA, 1802 nt
Organism: Humulus lupulus (European hop)
Lineage: Eukaryota; Viridiplantae; Streptophyta; Magnoliopsida; Rosales; Cannabaceae
Product: beta-glucosidase 12-like
Exons: 12
Coding region: 36-1622 (528 amino acids)
Biological process (GO): carbohydrate metabolic process
Molecular function (GO): beta-glucosidase activity
Source: RefSeq, a predicted model, not a curated record
AAGAAGUUACACAUCAUAUUUUGUAGAAUCUAACAAUGGCUUAUUAUAAUCACAAAGACUCAUCACUUUUACUGAACUUAGGGUUUCUUCUUCUUCUUCUUCUUCUUGGUUCGGCAGCCAUAGCCAAAUCUACCAAGGUAGCUGAAAGUACAGUUGUACCAACUCAAUAUGCCUCUAUGCUCCUCAACCGAACCAGUUUCCCACCUGGUUUCAUCUUUGGAACAGCUUCAUCUUCAUAUCAGUAUGAAGGUGCUGCCAAGGAAGAUGGUAGAGGACCCAGUAUAUGGGAUACUUACACUUACAAAUAUCCAGAAAAAAUAGCUGACCGCAGUAAUGGGGAUGUGGCAAAUGAUGAGUAUCACCGGUACAAGGAAGAUGUGGGGAUUAUGAAGGAAAUGAAUUUGGAUGCGUAUAGAUUUUCUAUCUCAUGGUCAAGAUUGUUACCAAAUGGCAAACUAAGUGGGGGUGUGAACAAGAAAGGAAUAAAAUACUACAACAAUCUCAUCGAUGAACUCAUAGCCAAAGGUUUGAAGCCUUUUGUUACUAUCUUUCACUGGGAUCUUCCUCAAGCUUUAGAAGAUGAGUACGGUGGUUUCUUAAGUCCUCACAUUGUGGGGCAUUUCAAGGACUAUGCGGAGCUUUGCUUCAAAGAGUUUGGGGACAGAGUGAAGCACUGGAUAACACUGAACGAGCCAUGGUCGUACAGCAUGGGCGGAUAUGCGAAUGGAAUGUUGGCCCCUUUCCGAUGCUCUGCCUGGCAAGGACUCAAUUGCACCGGCGGAGAUUCGGGGACUGAGCCAUAUCUGGUGACCCAUUAUCAACUUCUUUCUCAUGCUGCCGCCGUCAAACUCUACAGGGAUAAAUAUCAAGCAUCUCAAAAGGGCAUGAUUGGAAUAACAUUGGUGUCGCACUGGUUUGUGCCGUAUUCUAACGCAAAGCACAACCUAAAUGCUGCAAAACGAGCCCUCGAUUUCAUGCUUGGAUGGUUUAUGGACCCCUUAACAAAUGGUGACUAUCCACAUAGUAUGCGAGAACUGGUGGGAAACCGACUCCCAAAGUUCACAAAAGAGGAAACCAAACUUGUGAAAGGAUCAUUUGACUUUCUUGGCUUAAAUUACUACACAGCUAACUAUGCAGCCUAUCUUCAUUUGCCCAACAAUGCCAAACCUAGCUAUAACACCGACUCCAAAGCCAACCUUACAACCGAGCGAAAUGGUCUCUCCAUUGGUCCAAAGGCUGCUUCGCCUUGGCUCCAUGUUUAUCCAGUAGGGAUUUAUAACAUUUUACAGUACACCAAGAAAAAGUACAACAAUCCAUUGAUUUACAUCACUGAGAAUGGCAUUGAUGAGUUCAAUAAUCCCAAAUUAUCUCUCGAACAAGCCCUCAUCGACAACCAAAGAGUUGAUUACUACUUUCGACAUCUUAGUUACCUUAAAAAGGCCAUCAAGGAUGGGGUAAAUGUGAAGGGAUAUUUUGCAUGGUCAUUGCUUGACAACUUUGAAUGGAGUUCAGGUUACACUGUUCGGUUUGGCAUUAACUUUGUGGAUUACAAAGAUGGUCAGAAAAGAUACCCCAAACUCUCAGCACACUGGUUUAAGAAUUUUCUCAUGAAGAAAUAUUAAUGAGAGCAGUAGUCCAUGCAUAUAUAUAAUAAGAUGCGCUGGCUCUUCUAUGAAUAAUUAAGCCAGAGAGAAUUUUUAGGGAGAGAACAAUUUGUGUGAAAUCUCAGCUCAAGAAAUUCUGAGCUAUUGCAUUGCCUUUUUAUAUAAUGAUGAGUAACAGAAUUACAGCCUUGCACAAUA